Fusarium fujikuroi IMI 58289 is the source of this 603-nucleotide messenger RNA. RefSeq lists its product as uncharacterized. Lineage: Eukaryota; Fungi; Ascomycota; Sordariomycetes; Hypocreales; Nectriaceae. The coding region runs from base 1 to 603 and encodes 200 amino acids. The record is from RefSeq and is a predicted model, not a curated record. The transcript has a single exon.
AUGGUUGCCCUUCAUUCUGUUUUUGUAUUUUGUGCAGUCGCUAGCAUUGCAUCUGCGGGACCAUGCAAGCCUGGAAGCUCCAUCUCGCUCUCGCUCUCUGAAACCAGCUCUGCGGCCUCCACCACGGAGACUACAUUGCUUGAGCCAACCACUACUGCGCCCUCAACCACCCUGGCUGAAUCUACUUCGACCGACAUCACAGUCGAGACUAGCCUUGCAGAGACGAGUACAGAGGCUGCCUCCGACACCACCUCCGCAGCCACUGUCGAGCCAAGCACCACUACCUUCGUCACGUCGAUCGCAGAUACAACUACUACCGAACCCGCCACGACCACAACUUCAGCGCCGCUUAGGUGCAUCCCGGAUCAAUGCGUUGGCACCAUCAAGAUUCAAUGCGAUGUGGUCAUCUAUGGCCUAGUGGAUUAUGUUAACGCCGACGAUACCCAAGCUUGCGCAGACCUUUGCAAUGCAGAUGACAAUUGCCAGGCCUUCACAUUCGAUUAUAAUUUCAAGUGGUGUUAUAAGACUGCCAGUCUGGAACAGCGAGUUGUUGGGCCUUAUGAUGGUUUUGAUACCGGAAUUAAGGGAACAUGUCAGGUGUAA